GAAGCGCAGCUGGUGCUGUUCGAAAAGCAAGACAGUUACUUCGAUUUGUCGUGGGUGUCUCAAACGAUGGCAUUGCCACGUCGACUAUGGGCUGAUCGACCUCGCCAAGGAUCGCUUCAUUUGCUGCUUCUGCGAUAUCAAGACGAAGUCGGCAUGUCUGUGCAAGAAGAACAAAGCUGACAAGCGAGCGGCAUCCCAACGAGCUCAAGCCGGCCACAUCGUCGGGAGUAGCGUGUCCCGAGUGGUUCGCCGCCAGACUCGAACCAGCGCUUUCAAGCUCCUUCUGCCUCUCACGAUCGCGGCGGGCAACCCUCGAGAUAGAGAAAAGGCACUGUUUUCGGUCUACACUACCGCCCGCGGCGACCGCGUCAUGGUCAUCACCGACGUCAUCGCCGAGCAACCUGGUGCGCCUGCAAGCUGCAUCGUGA
Ectocarpus sp. CCAP 1310/34 is the source of this 428-nucleotide messenger RNA. NCBI's taxonomy places the organism in Eukaryota, Phaeophyceae, Ectocarpales, Ectocarpaceae. The record is from the annotation of a GenBank genome assembly.